AUGGCAAUUGAUCCAGCAACUUUUAAAUUCGAAACACCACAAUUUGAUCCAAGAUUUCCAAAUCAAAAUCAAUCAAAACAUUGUGCUCAAUCAUAUAUUGAUUAUCAUAAAUGUAUUAAUGUAAAAGGUGAAGAAUUUGAACCUUGUCAAAUUUUUUUUAAAACUUUUACAAGUUUGUGUCCUUUAGAUUGGGUUGAAAAAUGGGAUGAUCAAAGAUCAAAUGGGAAAUUUCCUGUUAAAUUGGAUGCUUAA
Molecule: messenger RNA, 252 nt
Organism: Lodderomyces jiufengensis
Lineage: Eukaryota; Fungi; Ascomycota; Pichiomycetes; Serinales; Debaryomycetaceae
Product: cytochrome c oxidase subunit VIb
Exons: 1
Coding region: 1-252 (83 amino acids)
Cellular component (GO): respiratory chain complex IV; mitochondrion
Source: RefSeq, a predicted model, not a curated record